Auanema sp. JU1783 is the source of this 1272-nucleotide messenger RNA. NCBI's taxonomy places the organism in Eukaryota, Metazoa, Nematoda, Chromadorea, Rhabditida, Rhabditidae. The record is from the annotation of a GenBank genome assembly.
AUGGACUCCAAGACGGUUGAGGCUGAGCUUUCCCAAAAGCAUAACAUCUUUAUGAAUACAUCUGCAUGUAUUUCAUCAGCUAAGGCAGCUCUUCGUGAGAAUGCUGCAUCGACUAGGAGAGAGAUUUCUGAGACUUUCAGUCAGCUCAUGAACAUGAUUCGUACUAGGGAGCAAGAGUUAUUAGAUGAAGUUGAUAAAGUUGUUCGCACCAAAGAAACUAAGUUGGCUGAGCAACAACAGAGAGUCUAUCAUGGAAUUCUAUUAUGUGAUAAAAUCUUAGAAGUCGUUAAGAGCCGACCAAGCGAAGCGAUUCAGAAUCAUGAUGCUAUUAUGAUGAGACUUAAUAGCAUUGACCACACUAUAAAAGACGCCGGAAUGGUUGCCUUUGAAAAAGAUAUUUUGACUUUCCGUUGUGCCAUUUAUACUUUUGGUUUCAUUCAAGAUAUCAUCUGUAACGUCCAAUCUGUUCCUUCGGGUGAGAGUCUACCUCGAGAAAUUGAAGAUUAUGAAGACGAUAUUGGGAUGAGCCAUAAGUCAGUUUUUCGCUACGCUCCCAAUAGAGAAAGAAAAGUGUUCUCAGCUCCAGCUACUACUGUUCAACAAUGGCUUACAAGCAUUCCCUCCGGAGCUGCUCUUGAUGCUGAUGUCUCCACGUUGGUAGCUGAGUUUGAAAUUCUCAAGGCUAAUUCUCCCACAAUCGAAAUCGAUCAGUCAGAAACCAGCUCUUUCGAUGUGUUGAACGAUUGUAAAGGCUCUACAGAUUCAAAUACUGUAGUAAGCAGUGAAUUUGCAAAGAUGCUGAGCCGGCCCUUAUCUGAUUGGCUCAUACAGAACGGACUAUCUUUCGUAGAUGACUCCUCUAGUAAGGGUAGUACCAUUUCUUCAAAUAGAAACAAAAGAAGACAUAGCUUCGAAGACCACAUCAAAAGCAAACGAUUUGGAUUUGAAGAUAUCAUUCGUAAUAUUCAAAUGUCAAGUUCCAACUCAUGGUUUAUGGGGGAAUCAUUAGAUGAUUCUGAAGUAAAGUGCGUUGUUCAUGAUAAGGCCAGUGAAAGCGAUUCUCAAUCAGCUUCCGACUCGGAUCAUUCAAAUCAAAAACUGCCUGAAGCUGAGUACAUCAAAAGAUUACGUUUGAUGUUCAAAAUGUUCGACCCUACCUGGGGCUCAACUUCACCGUCUUCGUUAUCAAAUGAAAGAUUAGAUCAAAACUCGGACUUGUAUUGGAAGCAAGUAGUGGAUAAAAUUCAGAAAUCUUAUAAUUGGCUUUCAUAG